Penicillium digitatum Pd1 is the source of this 123-nucleotide messenger RNA. The record is from RefSeq and is a predicted model, not a curated record. NCBI's taxonomy places the organism in Eukaryota, Fungi, Ascomycota, Eurotiomycetes, Eurotiales, Aspergillaceae.
AUGCAGCCACUGAAACCGACCCACUCUGAGAUUUCCUCCUACCAGCGGCAGCGUAGUGGAUUUGAGUCGCGAGAUCUGGGGGUUUUUGGGAUCCACAUGACCCGGAGAGUCAAACUUACAUAA